AACUUCAGCAGUAAUCAAGUAACACGAAAAUUUUUGAUUUGGCCCAUGUACAGAUACAAAAAUGGUGAAAACAGUAUUACUACCACAAAAUAUUAGUAUAUUUGAGAUAUCAAAUCAUGACCGAGGCAUAUGAAGAUGAUUUCUUAGUUAGAGUUCGUGCACAAGUAAUGGCCAGAGAUGAAAGUACUGAAGGUUGGUUACCACUGCAAGGCGGUGGCCUGGCGAAUGUUUCCAUACGCAAGCGCGCACGGCUGCCACCGGAUGGUGGCGGUCAUGAGUACAUUAUCUAUGGACAAAGAAUAUCUGACCAAACAAUUAUCCUAAGUUGUGUUAUUAACAGAGAUUUGCAGUACUUUAAAGUUAUGCCCACGUUUCACCAUUGGCGCGCCGGUAAGCAGCGAAAUGGUCUUACCUUUCAGACGGCGGCCGAUGCGAGAGCUUUCGACAAAGGAAUCAUCCGUGCCUAUGAUGAUCUUAUUGAUGGCAUGGAUGGUUACACAACCCACAACAAAUACAACGAUGCCGAUAAAGUUGGCGAAGACGAUGUGUUCAUGACGUUGGAUCUACCUGUGGAACCCUCUGAAUCGCGGUCGAAUUCCGAAGGCAGCGGAAGCCAUCAAAGCGUCGAUAAACAAUCACAGCAGCAGCAAUCCAGUAUUCAAUACAUAUCGGGCGAUAAACCAUCACCUCUGAUAAAGCCUGGAGAUGAUAAAGUUACUCCAAUAGUACCUGGUGACAACUAUUCGUAUGUUCAGAUAACCGAUUCGUGCGACAUCAAGUUGAAAUAUAACUUUUAUAACUUGAAGGUGCAUGAAUUCAGCUAUCCGGUCGUCGAGGAACCAGUUGGAUCGAUCCUCAGCGGACGACGUGACUCAACAGCUAGUUUGAAAAAACGAAAUGCCCUCGAUGUACCAGCCAUGAAAGAGGCUACGCUCAUCAAAACCCGAUUGCGCUGCAGAUAUUGUCAGGAGUUUUACAACGAUGAAUGGAAUCACAAAGGCUCGUGUGAUUAUGCUCCAGACUGUUUCAAGACCGCUAUUGAAAACAUGUCCGGUAUGCUGUGUGCCCGGUGCAUGCUGUAUCACUGUAUGAAGGAUUCCGAGGGGGAAACGGCUUCCCAUCCGUGUUCGUGUACGGCGGAAUCUGGCUGCACCAAACGUUGGAUCGGGUUAGCUCUGCUGUCGUUACUAGUGCCCUGUCUGUGGUGUUAUCCGCCUCUACGCGCCUGUCACUGGAUCGGCGUUUCGUGUCGGUUGUGUGGCGGCAAGCAUAAACCGCAAAUUUGACAUCCGAUCAAGAUCAUCAACCUGACAAGUAUUAAUCGGCUUGACUGAUAAUCGUUGAGCAAAUCUCAAUGCUCCUACUGAAUAGCAACUAGCAUGGACGAAAAAAUAUAGUGCUGAUUGUGCAUGAAAUACAAUAAUAAGAGUUCAUCAUAAACCCACAAGUAACUCAAAAACCUACCAAAGUGAUAAGGAAACAAAACAGAAGUAAAGUUGAACGUUUAAAUUUAGCUGCAACCCAAAAAUGAAUAAGCGAUGUUCUGUACAACUGAACGAUAAAAAAAUCAAGAAAAAAACAUAAUAUUGCUAUAUGUAGGAGAAGUGAAUACAGUAAAACAUUCGUUGAUGUCUAAAACUAGCUGAUAUUGAUUACGUAGAACAAGAAGCUACAUCAAAGUAACGGAAUCAAAAGCCAAGUACGGGAAAACAACGGAAAUUGGGGCGAAACAAACCGUGCAAAUAAACAAUUGUUAGUAACACAACAGAAUAAAAAAAACCGAAAUCGGUAAAUCCAUAGUCACAAGUAAGUAAAUUAAAACAUGGUAUAUAAUAAAACAGGAAAAUAGAAAAACCAACGUAAACAAAACAUCAAAAGCAGAAAUUUCGUAAUUAACUGUCGAAUGGACUCAAUAUUAAUGGAAAAAAUCAUAAAAUUUAUGAUUGAGAACAAAACACUAAUAUGAUAGGUGUUCAAUGAAAUUGAAUAAAUACGUUAUGUUUUGUUGACGCUACAUAUAAACGAAAAUGUUAUGAAGACACGCAUUUGUUCUGUUUUUUUACUGGCCUUUGAGGCAGUACUACUUAGUUCAAUUGCACAGAUUUUUGACGAUAAUUGGAACCGUUACUCUAUGAAAUAAGAUGAAUGCUUUUUAUUUUACUUAUACGCGAUGUAGUACAAGAAAAUCAUCAAUCGUUCAACUCUAUAGUACUGUUUUGUAAUAUUUCGAAUGGAAAUAAGCUGAAUCAUAAAUUUAACUUUUAUAAAUAUGUUAAAUAUUUGCUAUUUUUCAUCAUCUUCAUUAGGUGAGUGAAAUAGGUAAAGGAUAAAGAAAAUGUAUAUGCAACAGAAAGGCAUAUAAUAGAUAUGAAUGAUGUAGAUUAUAACGACAUUGGGAGUAAAUAAACCAGACCGAUUAAUUGUGACGAAACAUACUGUAAGAAUCAAAAACAUAUAAACGUAAUCAUUACAUUAAACGAGUAAAGCCAAACUUGAUCUUUCCUUUUCGUCUUUUGCUAAGGAAAGUGAGCUGUGCUCAAGCAAAACAAAAAAAAGCAAGAUGAUCCAAGCCAAAUCAAUUGCGAUUGUGGAACCUUCGACAAGACUAUGCUUUCCAAGGAACUGUUAAUAUUUGGUUUUGAAAUAUUUUCCUUACCGCUUUGCAGCUGGUAACAGUAGCUAAAACGGAUUUGUGCCAUAUGAAUUCAUACUCUUGGCCAAAGGUUCGAACUUAACACUAGACGCAAUAAUGGUGCGGUAUCAUCUUGAACAUCCAACAGAGAAAUAAGUACCGUGCUUAAAAAUUAUCUCAUUUGCCAUUUGGUCAAAGCAACUUUGACCGGUUCAUCGGAUUCAAAGGGGCACGCAAACUCUAAAAGGUCGGCGUGGCUGUCGCUAUGGGCUCUGCGAUUACCAAGCUUGACCUUUUGAAUAUCAAACGCGAUUGAAACCAGUGGUGGUUAAGGUUUAACCUAUAGAACUAUAUAUUCUGUAUCAAGCGUCUAUGUUUUAGCAUAAUGUAUAGUCUAAUUAAGACUUAUUAAUCAUAAUCUUGAAUAAAUAAAAGUAUAUACUAAAUGUAAUACAACACAAAACAUACGAAAAAACAUCUAAAGAUGAAAAUACACCUACUACCACCAGGGAAUAUUUAUGUGUAUAUUUCAAUGAACACACAACUUGACACAAAUUAACAUUCAUCACACCGAAACUUUUUGAUUUGAUUACGUCGAAGUAGAUCUCAUUUGAAGCGAUCCCAUUAUCUCAGUAUACUGAUCAUAAUGAUAAUAAAACUCAUUUUACAUACAUAAAAUCUCCAAAAGUAAAAAACAAUAUUAAUAUUUUUCCCACAAACAGUUUGGCAUAAGUUCAAUGUUACUAAGAAGUGAAGGUUGAAUUUGUUUUUUUCCUGAGUUUCUCAUCGGAACUUAUGGAAUAGAAAAAAACUGAACAUGACAAGCCAAUAUAAUCCCUUACCUGGCAUAUUAGAAAUGCCAAAACAUGAGGCAACUUUUCAUGAAAGUAUAAACUAAUAAGAAGAAAAGAGUGAAAUACUUUGAUCAAGUAACCUAGGCAGCGUAAACCGUUUACGUUAGGAUUUACUUCAGAGAUUGUUUAAAAAGGUCACUCAAAACUUAAGGUUAAAUAAACAGUGUCGGACGUAUGCUGGUUUCGCUAAUUUUGAUUUCAAACAAUUAUUUUUACUGUGGAGCUAUGUACUAAACAAAAUAGUAUGAUUUCGAAGAAUUAAAAAAAAAUCUUGAUAAACAGAGGUGAAUGAGCAGUGGGUAAAUUAAUCAUUUUUAUAUGUUUUAAUAUAUACAUAUAUACAUAUAUAUUUAAAAAUAUUAAUAAUUAUAAUGAAGAUGAAUAUUAGUAAAAU
Messenger RNA from Sabethes cyaneus, 3880 nucleotides. It is a transcript of the gene Spred, whose product is annotated as sprouty-related, EVH1 domain-containing protein 1. The record is from RefSeq and is a predicted model, not a curated record. The coding region runs from base 117 to 1286 and encodes 389 amino acids. The transcript has 10 exons. Gene Ontology annotation, biological process: negative regulation of MAPK cascade; multicellular organism development. Gene Ontology annotation, cellular component: membrane. Lineage: Eukaryota; Metazoa; Arthropoda; Insecta; Diptera; Culicidae. Gene Ontology annotation, molecular function: protein kinase binding.